Messenger RNA from Neocloeon triangulifer, 1623 nucleotides. RefSeq lists its product as uncharacterized. Bases 150 to 806 code for a protein of 218 amino acids. The record is from RefSeq and is a predicted model, not a curated record. The transcript has 4 exons. Lineage: Eukaryota; Metazoa; Arthropoda; Insecta; Ephemeroptera; Baetidae.
CUUCAAUUAUACAAAAAUUAUUUAAAGCACGAGUAAUCAUCCUUUUCAAAAAAUUUAAACCGCAUUGUGAUAAAAGAAAAAAACAGGAAAUUCAAGUGUGGCUUUUGCAACUCACAAGUCGGUUACUUGAUGUUAGCCAAACACCUAAAAUGCAACGUCUUCUGUGCACAAUUCUUUUUGCAAUAUGCAUAAUUCCGAGCAGUCUCUCGCAAAAUUCUUCAAGCUCAGUAUCGUGUCUAAAGCUAAAAAAAGAGUGCAUUCGUUGCCAUCCAGCUUAUGGUCGUAUCAAAUUUGAGCAGUGCUCGUGUCCAAAUAAUGUGACCGACGUCAACGUUCAAUGUGUCUCAGUAGGUUUCCGAGGUUACUGCUUGCAGAUGGAUCCUAAUAAACCUUGCAACAUUCAGCGAAGUUAUGAAAAUAUUCAAAUUGCAUCAACACUUCCCAAUCCUACAGAGGUUAUCCCUUUGAAUUCCAAGGAAGAAGAAUCAAAUGCAGAGAAAAGAGCAGGCGAAUCACCGGCGUGUCCUCCUUCAAACCUGACAAUAACGAAUAUCAUUUUGCUGGUGUUGAAUUUUCUGUUUGCCAUUUCGAUUAUGAUUGUCCUCUGGAUCAAGUUUCGAAAGCGAACUUCGAUACCAAAAGUUGAAGAUGUUAUUCAUUACCAUGAUGUUGGAAGUGACAAGGAGUCUGUCAAUUGCCAACAGAAGGAGAAUAUUUAUUCUGAGGUGGUAGAAAAAAAUUAUGUAAAUGAUGAAGCGUUCAAAAAUUUGAAAGAAGAACUACAAUAUUGCGAAGUCCUCCCUUGAACGUCAGAUUAAAAAGAAAAGUUGAAUUUUUUGAUGCGCCAAAUAUGGUGUAUUUUUCUUUCUCUACUUUUAUCUCAAGAAUUUUUAUACAUGUAAAGAGAUGAAUUUUUUAGAUAAAAUUUGAACCAAAAUUCAUUUCAACUUCCUAGAAAAAUUCUUAUCACGCGACGCUGAUCGCUGAUAACAAAAAGUGCGCCUUUCAUUUAUAGUCAACCAUUGACAGAAUGAAAGGAUGAUAAUAAAAUAACAAGUUCUAAAUUUAUGACAGCUCAAAUUUUCAUCUAUAACAUUUUCAGUUCUUAAAAAAAGUUGUGAUAGGUUUUUCUAUCGAAAUUUCAAAAUUUGUGCUUCAAACUAUCGACAAAUGGUAUAGAUAUUAUUGUAAAUUACAUUUGUGCAGAUACAAAUAAAAAUAAAUAUUUCUUCACUUGAAAGAAAAACAAUCGUUGAUGUCACAAUUAUUUAGAGUCAUAGAAAAACAAUAAUACCAAAGACCCAAUAAAAAAUAUUGCCAAUCAGUCGAUACGAAAUUUUAAAACGCGUAAUUGUGUAGUUAAUAUACUAUUUUUUGUUACUCUGAAGGGAUUUCCAAUCGAUCAUUUACUUUGUUUCUUCAUUUAUAUUAAGCCUAUUAAGGUAAUAAACAUAAUAUCUUGAGUAAUUAAGGUGCGUAAAAAAAAUCUGUCCUUAUAUCGUGAUAACUCCUAUCUUAUUGGAAUGUAAAUGUUUUGAAAUGUGGAACGAAAUGAAACGUGUAAAAUAAUAAUUAUAAUUUAUACCCAGUUUAGGUCAGUAAAUGGAAGUAAAAAUGAAGAAU